UUUAAGGCCUAAAAAAACAAUGGUUGAUCAUCUUGAUUUUAAAGACAUUGAUACCAAAGAACUUCAAGCGACCUCAAGUGUUCUUCUCGGGGCUUCACACCAUUUAGGUAAAUUCUGUGAAGAGGACUUCACAAAGUAUACGCAGAAACGUUUCACAACAAAAGAUCCAAGAGCAACGUUGGAAGAAGGAAGAGCUGUAACUCAAUGUGCUAUGAGAUUCUUUGAAAAGAUGAAGGAAGUGUGUAAUAAGGAGUUCACUGACCAUUGGAAAUGUUUAGACUAUAAUAAUCAGUAUUUUGGUCAGUGUAGAAAAACACAAGCAAAAUACGACGCUUGCGUUCUUCAACAUUUUGGAUUGAAAACAGAUCAACCUGUGAAUAUCAAGGGAAUGUUGUAACUAAUAGUCAAUUUUAAAAGAAGAUUAAAAUAUCCCUGA
Hydractinia symbiolongicarpus is the source of this 436-nucleotide messenger RNA. Its product is annotated as NADH dehydrogenase [ubiquinone] 1 alpha subcomplex subunit 8-like. Gene Ontology annotation, biological process: mitochondrial electron transport, NADH to ubiquinone. Lineage: Eukaryota; Metazoa; Cnidaria; Hydrozoa; Anthoathecata; Hydractiniidae. The record is from RefSeq and is a predicted model, not a curated record. The coding region runs from base 20 to 397 and encodes 125 amino acids. The transcript is spliced from 3 exons.